AAUAGUUUUGAUAAAAUAGUGAUCGAGUGAAGUUACUGCAAUAUUAUUGAGUAAAAAAUGGCCACAUUUGCGAUCGGUGAAAUACCCAACUACUUCAAUACAGAGUUCUUCAAGAGAACUUUGGAGAAUGGUCUACGUACAGGUGAUCUCAAAAUUCUAGGAAUAUCCAUAGAGAAUCUAACGAUGGGUGGCGAAAAUUAUUGCAGUAAUAUAUAUCGCGCAAUCAUCAAAUACAAAAGUGUCGAGGAUCAGCAACACGAGCAGACAGUUAUAAUAAAAAAUAUGCCAAAACAAAAGCAAGGUGUUCUUAGUCGUUUGAAUAUCUAUCGAAAAGAAACAAUCUUUUACUUGGAUAUUAAGCCCAAAGUGGAAGCGCUUAUGUGGUACUUAGGUGAGCCAUGGAAUCUGGCCGCGCGACACUUUCAUUCAACCACCGAACCAGAACAGAACAUUGUGUUUGAGGAUUUGAGUGUACGGGGAUUUACGUUGGAGAGCCGCCAAGCUGGGCUUGACUUAGCACAUGCGCGAAUUGUUAUGAAGAAAUUGGGAGAAUAUCAUGCACUUACCAUGGUGAUGGCGGAGAGGGAACCUGAUAUAAUCAUCGAUCAUUACACCUUCGGCCUACUGAAUACUGACUCAAUCAAAACGGUUGCUUUCAAAGCACUAUUUGGUGCGCAACUAUUGAAACUCGCCACACUUAUUAGUGAGUAUCCCGAUUUGGAAGCGAUUUCCAAGAAAUUGCUGAAAUACUAUGAUCACUUCACGGAACGUGUGCUCGAAUCUAUCUAUCCACUAAGAGGAGAAGUGAAUGUUCUCAAUCAUGGCGAUUUGUGGGUUAAUAAUUUAUUCUUCAAAUACGAUAGCAAAUCGUUAAAGUUCAGAGCUCCAAGUGAAGUACGAUUUAUCGAUUUUCAACUGUGUUAUUAUGGCAGCAUUGGUUUCGAUAUUAAUUAUUUCUUGAAUACCAGCGUUCAGUUGGAUGUGUUGAAGAACGAUCGUGAAUCGCUAAUUGAAACUUACUAUGAUAGCCUGAUGAGGUCUCUCAAAGGCUUACCAUACGUGGCUCCACUACCCAAAUUUACCGAUGUUCUGCGUGAGAUAGCGCAGCGUGAGGCUUUUGGCUUUUUCGUUGCGUUCGGCUUUUUCCCCCUAAUGUCAAUGUUUAGUAUGGAUUCACACGACAAUUCAUUGGAAAAGUUCUAUGAUGAGGAAUUUGCGCGCCGCAAAAUUGAAUUAAUGUUCCAGAGCAAUCCACGUACUAUGGAAACGUUGAAAUAUGCGUUAAAACGUUUCGAUGAUUUGAAAGUAUUGGAUUGAAAGGGUUUUUAGUUUUAUUCCAUCUUAAAUCGCUAAUUGAAUACAAUUAAAUACAGAUAAGUAGGUCUGUCCAUACUUA
Molecule: messenger RNA, 1396 nt
Organism: Anastrepha obliqua
Lineage: Eukaryota; Metazoa; Arthropoda; Insecta; Diptera; Tephritidae
Exons: 4
Coding region: 58-1317 (419 amino acids)
Source: RefSeq, a predicted model, not a curated record